Messenger RNA from Scatophagus argus, 2174 nucleotides. Its product is annotated as olfactory receptor 11A1-like. The transcript has a single exon. Gene Ontology annotation, molecular function: G protein-coupled receptor activity; olfactory receptor activity. The record is from RefSeq and is a predicted model, not a curated record. Gene Ontology annotation, biological process: G protein-coupled receptor signaling pathway. Gene Ontology annotation, cellular component: membrane. Lineage: Eukaryota; Metazoa; Chordata; Actinopteri; Scatophagidae. The coding region runs from base 68 to 982 and encodes 304 amino acids.
UUAAUGUAAUCGUGACUUAAAGACUGAAAGUAGUCUUGUCUGUUAACAGUUUGUCUGGAUUAACUUAAUGGAUAACAGAGUAAAUGUAACAUAUAUAACUGUUGAUGGGUACGUGGAUUUGUACAAAUACAGAUAUCUUUAUUUUGUCAUCAUGUUCACAGCUUAUAUUCUAAUAAUCUGCAGUAAUUCUACUGUUGUGUAUCUCAUCUGGAUUCAUCAAAACCUCCAUGAGCCCAUGUACAUUUUCAUUGCAGCUCUGUUAAUCAACUCUCUUCUUUACAGCACUGUGAUCUACCCAAAGCUGUUGAUUGACUUUUUAUCUGAGAAACAGAUCAUAUCUUAUUCAGCCUGCCUCUUUCAGUGGUUUAUAUUUUACUCUUUAGCUGGUUCAGAGUUCUUACUGUUGGCAGCCAUGUCUUAUGACAGAUAUGUGUCCAUAUGUAAACCUCUGCAGUAUCCAGCUAUCAUGAGGAAAACAACUGUCAGUAUAUUUCUGGCUUUAGCUUGGCUUGUGCCUGUUUGUCAGAUGGUAGGACCAGCUGUACUGAAUGCUAAUAAGAAACUCUGUAACUUUACUUUCAAAGGAAUCAUUUGUAACAGCACAGUUGGCAAACUUCACUGUGAGAGUUCAAGACUGCAGAAUAUAUAUGGUUUGGUUGUUUUGGUAAAUCUUGUACUUCUACCUGUGCUCUUUAUCCUUUUUACAUACACCAGAAUAUUUAUAAUAUCCUAUCGAAGUUGUAGAGAAGUCAGAAGAAAAGCUGCACAGACUUGUUUACCACACUUGAUGGUAUUAAUCAACUUUUCCUGUUUGAUUACAUUUGAUGUCUUUUUACUGCGACUGGAAACUGAUUUUCCUAAAACUGCCCGCUUCAUAAUAACAUUACAAAUCAUCCUGUAUCAUCCUCUCUUUAAUCCAAUCAUAUAUGGACUGAAAAUGAAAGAAAUCUAUAAACACCUCAAGAAGCUGUUGUGUAAGUAACAAGAUCUAAUGAACAAACAAACGAUAACUGCACAGUCACUGUCCUCCUGUCAUAAUCUUUUAGAGAUGUGAUUUCUGUGAUCCUUGAAAAAGACCUUAAUGUGAGGAUUUGUUUCUGUAGCACUCGUGUACAGUAAGGAGUAUCAUCAGUUUCAUCAAUGUAAUGAAUAAUGUCUAUGAACUAGACUGUUCUUUUUAACAAAACAAUCAACACUGCAGCAACACUAAAUGAAGAACUUUUGUGAGCCCAGCAUGUUUCCUUUUAGGAUCUUCAUCAGGUUUGCUGUGUCAAAACACCAGAGUUUUUUUCUUCUUUUCUCACUGUUAAUUAUUUCACUUACUUUUUCAUUCACUGCAGAAAACCAAAUCAUCAAACCACUAAUGUUGUAUUAUUCCAUAUUUUCUUACAUUUUCUGGGUGUGUUGUUAAAUCUCAUGUAGAUCAUGAAAUGAGCAUGUCAGCAUUUUAAAUUAAAUACCUUGAAAGCGAAAUCAUGUACUCCAGACUGUGAUUUGGUGUCUUGUGAGGCAAAGUGGAUUCAAAUUUGAUUGAAAGAGAUACACAACAUGCAGUUGUUGCUGUGAAACAAUGACAUAUUGGAUACAAUCUCUACUUAUUCAUGAGCUGAAUUACAAUUAUUAGACUGACAAACAAACAAACAAUGUCUGUACUGUAGUUCAGCUAGAAAGGUCAGCUUAGUACCACUGGUGGUCAUAAGCUAUGCAAUAUUAAAUUCUGUUUCCUCUCAGAACAGUUCAGGGUCAGAAUCACCUUUAUUGGCCAAGUAUGUGUCCACGCACACUGAAUUUGACUCCAUUUGUUCCUUGCUCUAAAUAAAAUAUCCAGUCAAGUGUUCUGGAAAUUGUAAACAAUUGAAAUAGUGAAAAGGAAAGCUCUUCUCCAAGCUCCCCAUGGACCAGGUCAGAGCUCCUGACUCAGCCAUCCUAUGGAGGAAGCCCAUUUCAGCCACAUGUAUCUGUGAUCUCAUCCUUUCGGUCACUACUCAGAGCUCAUGACCAAAGAUGAGGGUUUGAAUUCAAAUUCAAAUUGAAAAAUUUUAUUUGUCCCCAAGGGGCAAUUUAAAUGUAAAUCGACUUUGCCUCAUGCUUCAGCUCCCUCUUCAAGUCUGGUCUUAAAACUGGAGGUGGUGUCCGCCUGUCAAACCCAGAUUGGCAGCUGGUUCCACAGUAGG